This is a messenger RNA of Alternaria burnsii, 2649 nucleotides long. Its product is annotated as glycoside hydrolase family 2 protein. Gene Ontology annotation, molecular function: hydrolase activity, hydrolyzing O-glycosyl compounds. Gene Ontology annotation, biological process: carbohydrate metabolic process. The record is from RefSeq and is a predicted model, not a curated record. The coding region runs from base 1 to 2649 and encodes 882 amino acids. NCBI's taxonomy places the organism in Eukaryota, Fungi, Ascomycota, Dothideomycetes, Pleosporales, Pleosporaceae. The transcript has a single exon.
AUGACGGGCUUCCUUCGGACACUGUACAACUCGUACAGCUUGUUGCUCGUGGGCGUUAUAUUAUCGAACUACGUCGAUGUCGCAGCCUCUCGUGUGGUCGCGAAAAGACAAUCUCAGACAUCUGGUCGCCAACGCACGUCACUCAAUGCUGACUGGCGUUUUGAGCGCUUCACCUCGGAUCCAGAUGGCCUGAGCUACGAGGGCCUGAGGCCGUGGAUUUUGCCUUGUGCGAACGACUUCAUCACCGGACAAAAGUACGAGCGGCCAUCUGCUCCUGCUCCAGGCGCCAAUAUCAGCUAUGUCUCUUCCAGUUUCGAUGACGCAGAGUGGGAGGCUGUCGCCCUUCCUCACGACUGGGCCAUUUCCGGCACCUUUGAUGCCCCUGGCGUUGAUGGAGGUCUUGGUAAACUGCCAAUCAAUGGUAUCGGAUGGUACCGACGUACGCUCUCCAUGGAUGCCGAGACCCUACAGUCUGGGAAGUCUGUCUUUCUCGAUGUUGAUGGCGCCAUGUCGUAUGCUGCGGUAUGGUUGAACGGUCAACUCGUUGGUGGAUGGCCUUACGGUUACAACUCUUUCCGCCUCGACCUCACUCCAUAUGCCAAGACUGGAGACAACACUCUAGCUAUUCGUCUGGACAACAAGCUAGACUCGUCGCGUUGGUACCCAGGCGCUGGAAUCUAUCGCAACGUUUGGCUCGUCACGGUUAACCCAGUUCACGUUGGACAGUGGGGAACCUACGUCACUACCCCAAGCAUCUCAGACGCAGAAGCCACUGUUGAGAUAACAAUUGAGGUCGAAAACAAGGGUAACAGCAGCCAGCACGUUGAGGUAGUUACGGAAGUCUUUGAGCGUGAUGCAGCCUCCAAGCAAGCAACAGGCGAUGCUGUCGCAACAUUCUCAUCAGCGAACGCAGAUGUAGCAGGCCAUGCAAAGCAAUCAGUACAAGGAUCAGUCACCGUUGCAAAUCCCAAGCUCUGGGGACCACCACCCAGCCAGACACCGAACGAGUAUGUCGCUAUCUCUACCGUCUCGGUCGCGGGUCAGGCGGUGGACAGCUAUGAGACCGUCUUUGGCAUCCGCUCCGUUGGGUACGACCCUAACCAGGGUGUUCUCAUCAACGGUGAGCGUAUCUACAUUCAAGGGUCUUGCAACCAUCACGACUUGGGCGCUCUUGGAGCAGCAUUCAACACAAGAGCUGCAGAGCGUCAGAUCCAGAUUCUACAAGAGAUGGGCAACAACGCACUUCGAACGUCGCACAACCCACCCGCACCUGAAUUUCUCGACCUUGCCGACCAGUAUGGCCUUCUAGUUAUGGAUGAGAUCUUCGAUACUUGGAACUUCCCCAAGACUGAGAACGACUUCCAUCGCAUCUUCCAAGAAUGGCAUGAGCCAGACACUCGCUCAUUCAUUCGUCGUGACCGUAAUCACCCCUCUAUCAUCUCAUGGAGUGUGGGUAACGAGCUUCCCGAGCAAUCCAACUCCACCGGUACCGAGACUGGAAGGACACUCCAGAAUAUCGUCCGUGAAGAAGACUCAACGCGCCAAGUGACUAUCGGCAUGAAUGAGGCUGACGCCGACACGGAGAUUGCUGCCGUCAUCGAUAUCGUUGGUCUCAACUAUCAGGGUGAGGGCAAAGGAGACUCCUGGGUAGCAAGUUUCCCCGGUUUCAAAGAAGCCUUCCCAGAGAAGAUGAUCUGGAGUACUGAGUCAGCAUCUACCCUCAGCACCCGCGGCAAAUAUCUCUUCCCUGUUACUGCAAACAAGAGUGCUAUCGUCGGUGGCGGGCCAUUGGAAGGUGGAGAUCCAGAGACCAACAUCGUAAGCUCUUACGAUCUUUAUGCCCCAGAGUGGGCCGCAUCACCCGACAAGGUCUUUGAGCAGCAAGACAGGCACCCCUACGUUGCUGGCGAAUUUGUCUGGACUGGCUUCGAUUACAUCGGUGAGCCUACACCUUAUGCCAACGAAAGUCGUAGCUCCUACUUCGGCAUCAUCGAUCUCGCUGGUUUCAAGAAGGACCGCUUCUUCCUCUACCAAGCCCGCUGGCGACCAGACUUCCCGAUGGCACACAUCCUCCCACAUUGGACAUUUUCUGAAGACCGUAUCGGCGAGAUCACACCCGUCCAUGUCCACACAUCAGGUGACGAGGCGGAGCUGUUCGUCAACGGCAUCUCAGCUGGCCGCCAAUCCAAGGGUAAGUACGAUUACAGAAUCCGUUGGGAUGGGGUACAAUACCGCCCUGGAAAUAUCAGCGUUGUCGCAUACAAGAACGGCGAGGAAUGGGCUAGGGCAUCGCAGUUCACAGCUGGUUCCGCUACGACACUCAACGUGACUGCAGACCGCACAACGAUCGCUGGUGAUGGCUAUGAUCUCUCGUUCAUUACUGUGUCUGUGCUCGAUGAGAACGGUAUCGUGGUUCCUGAUGCGGCCGACGAGAUUAAUUUCGAGGUCACGUCUGGGCAGGGCGUUAUUGUUGCUACAGACAACGGUGAUCCAACAGAUAUGAGGCCGUUCCCAGAAUCGACGAGGAAUGCCUUUAGCGGAAUGGCGUUAGCUAUUGUAAGGAGCGAAGCGGGUGCUAGUGGAGAGAUUGUUGUUGAGGCAAAGGCCGAGGGACUAGAAGGUGCCAGAGUGGUGCUCACCGCUAGCUAG